Messenger RNA from Monopterus albus (swamp eel), 2320 nucleotides. It is a transcript of the gene mettl3, whose product is annotated as methyltransferase like 3. The coding region runs from base 232 to 1974 and encodes 580 amino acids. Gene Ontology annotation, cellular component: RNA N6-methyladenosine methyltransferase complex; nucleus. Gene Ontology annotation, molecular function: mRNA m(6)A methyltransferase activity. The record is from RefSeq and is a predicted model, not a curated record. Gene Ontology annotation, biological process: RNA methylation; mRNA modification. NCBI's taxonomy places the organism in Eukaryota, Metazoa, Chordata, Actinopteri, Synbranchiformes, Synbranchidae. The transcript has 11 exons.
UUAAUACAGACCAAUUAAAGUAUAACAAUUUAUGUAAUACUGAUAGUAAAAUUGGCACAGUUAUUCAUUCACAAAGCAUCAAAAUGUCGGAACCUUUCCCUCACGUUGCUGGUACGACACAAUUUCGCAGUGUGCCAUACGGUUUUCGACCUAGCAUUGUGGACAGUGGUUUCUAAAAUUCGUUAAGUUUGGUUGCUGUUGGAGUUUUACUGCAGUUGAACGUAGAUCGUUAUGUCGGACACUUGGAGCGAUAUCCAGGCGCACAAGAAGAAGCUGGACUCUCUGCGGGAGAGGCUGCAGCGGCCCGGGGAUGGCGGCGGCAGCACAGAUGGGUCAGCAGUAAGGAGUGACAGUCCAGCUCCGUCGACUCAGUUCACUUCUCAGGAGGAAGCAGAAAAACCACCAGACCCUGAACUAGAGAGGAGGUUGCUGGGAUAUCUGUCUGAUCUCAGUCUUUCAUUACCUAUAGACUCCCUUGCCAUCACAAAUGAACUCAACAGUUCUGAAUCACCCGUGAGCCAUGGGUGCAUCCACAGUCUGCUGCUCAAAUUCUCUGCUCAGGAGUUCAUUGAGGUUCGUCAGCCCACCUCAGCCUCUUCCUCUACAACCACCACCUCUACAGUUGUUGUAGCAGUGGAUCAUACAAAACUAUGGGCAAUGAUUGGGUCUGUGGCUGGAGCCCAAAGGACUGGAGUUAAGAGAAAGGCAGAAGACCAAACCCACAACAAAAGAGCUGCAGGCUUCUCGCCCUCACUACAGAGCUCAGCUUCCCCUCCGCCCACCUCUUCCAUCUCUCUGACACCGGUUUCCUCCUCACACCUGAUGGGGCAGUCGGCCUCAGGGAGUGGGGCUGAGAAGAAGGGGAGGAACAGUAAAACUCAGUCGUCUCAUGUGGACAUGGAGAUCGAGAGCCUCCUGAACCAACAGUCCACCAAGGAGCAGCAGAGCAAGAAGGUGAGCAGAGAGAUUCUUGAGCUGCUCAACGCCAGCACUGCCAAGGAGCAGUCCAUCGUGGAAAAGUUCAGGUCUCGCGGCCGUGCUCAGGUUCAAGAGUUCUGCGAUCACGGGACCAAAGAGGAGUGUGUACGCUCAGGAGACACACCUCAACCAUGCACCAAGUUACACUUCCGUCGCAUCAUCAACAAGCACACAGAUGAGAGCCUCGGUGACUGCUCCUUCCUCAACACGUGUUUCCACAUGGACACCUGCAAAUAUGUCCACUAUGAGAUUGACAGCCCUCCAGAAGCCGAGGGGAGCCUGCUGGGGCCCCAGGCCGGGACCACUGAGCUUGGUCUCCAUGCGGGAGACACCGACAGCAAUGUGGGCAAACUCUUCCCCGCACAGUGGAUCUGCUGUGAUAUCCGCUACUUGGACGUUUCAAUUCUGGGUAAGUUUGCUGUGGUGAUGGCCGACCCUCCGUGGGAUAUCCACAUGGAGCUGCCCUAUGGUACUCUGACUGAUGACGAGAUGAGAAAGCUCAACAUCCCGAUCCUGCAGGACGAUGGCUUCCUCUUCCUCUGGGUCACCGGGAGGGCUAUGGAGUUGGGCAGAGAGUGUCUCAGUCUCUGGGGCUAUGAGCGUGUCGAUGAAAUCAUUUGGGUGAAAACCAACCAGCUUCAGAGAAUCAUUCGCACUGGUAGGACAGGCCACUGGCUGAACCACGGGAAAGAGCACUGUCUGGUGGGUGUCAAGGGAAACCCUCAGGGAUUCAACAGAGGUUUGGACUGUGAUGUCAUUGUAGCUGAGGUUCGCUCCACCAGCCACAAGCCAGAUGAGAUCUACGGCAUGAUAGAGAGACUGUCGCCCGGCACCAGGAAGAUCGAGCUGUUCGGUCGACCCCACAACGUCCAACCGAACUGGAUAACUCUUGGAAACCAGCUCGAUGGCAUUCACCUCUUGGAUCCUGAAGUUGUGGCUCGGUUUAAGAUGCAAUAUCCAGACGGCGUCAUCUCCAAACCCAAAAACAUGCAGUGAUCAUCAUUCCUCAGUGGUCACAGGUCUGGACACAUUUGUAUAUAGACUUUUUUUUUUUUUUUAUACCAGUGAACUGUUUUUAACAAUUUGCUAACAAGAAAUAUCUGACUUGGUUAGGAAGUGAUCAAAACGAUGUGGAGCAAUGUUCUCAUCAUUUCUUGACAUUACUUUGUGUAUGAUGUAAAUAUUUAAUGGGGGAAAACCUUCACCAUCAUCCAUCAUCAAUAAAAUCACAUGAGACAUGCAUAAUGUACAUUUGUUUUGUUAGUAAAGAAAGUUAUAUUUUCAUGCACUGUACACUGGAAUCAUUGACAGUUUGCAAAGGAUAAUUUUAGGUUGAAAUUUC